CUCAUCCAAGCAGCUCGAAUCGGGCGGUGCAUGGUGUUCGUGUUCAAUAAGUUCGUGAAACAACUCCCACACGGUGGAUAAAAUGCAUCGUAACGGCGUUACUUUGCAACGCGUCGUGUUGCUGCUGCCGGUGGGACUGACGGUGCUACUAAGUGCGAACAAUUUAUCGGUUGUAUCCGGCGCUGCUAGCAACCCGCUGGCAGAUGACGAGGAAGUGACAAACACAACUACGGGCAUUGUUGAUAACGUGUCCAAUGCACGAGCCGCCAUCGAGCGGUUCAAGAUGAGCGUGCCAACGGUGGACUAUCUGCUGCUUGCCAGCACCGGACUGCAAGAGUAUGUGACCAAUGUGACAGGUCGGUUUGAGGCCACGUUUAAAGACUUCACUACGCGCGAGCUGGAAUCGGUGCAGCAUGCGCUGAUUGAAACGAUCCGCUACCUGAACGGGUACGACUCGGUGAACAGCAUUUCGAUGCUCCAAAAUCUGGACUACAGCAUGUACAACCACAACCUGAUGCGUUCGAUUAACAGUGAUCUGAGAAUAGCGUCGAUAAGCCUCUCGGAAGCGCUGUUCGACCAGCGUGACGUGAGCGUUGCGGUGGAUGACAUUUUCGCGGCCACGGACAAGCUGCAGGAAAACGUCCUACGACUCGCGGACGUCAUCGAGAAAGGAGAAGCAUGGACAGUGGAAACCAACGCACGUGCGCUAGCCGCUCAGCAAGCUUUUAACGAAUCGAUCGACACGUACCUGAAUGGGUCGCUCACGCUAGUGGAUGACAUCGUCACGGCACUGGACGAUCUGCGCACGUACGAGGAGGAUAUGUAUCGGCGGCUGAAGGAGAAAAUUCCCACCGCCACCUUUCCCAAAUCGACCACCAACUAUUUUAUCGCACUAAAGAAGGCACUCGAAAACACGAUCCAGAAGAUACGCAUCAACUUCGAAAAUCUGAAGCUCUACAAGCACCGCGACAUUGAGCAGUGGAAAUCGCGCGGCUCGAUCACGGCCCCGAUCGGCUACAUGACGCAGGUCGCCGUACAGGUUGCGUCCGAUCCGAUGCUUGCGAACGACUGCACCGAGUCGUACAUCGAGAAGAUACUGGCCUUCCCGAACUUCACCAUCGCUCACGUGAACGGGUGCCUCGCGGAGCAGACGGUGAACGAGGAGAAAACGUUCGCGAUCAUUUCGCAACUGCUGGACACGUACGUCGUGGGUGCGAUCAAUGCGUCGUACGGUGCGUUUGACAUUUGUUUCCGCUAUGCACCGCGGAAGCUCAACUACUGUUUGGAGUUGAAUGGAUACGAAAAUAGUUGGGCAAAUGGAAGAAUAUUUAAUGCGGCAAAGCAGGUGGAAUCAUUCGUGGACAGUGAGAUACAGCAUAACUUCAACUCCUGUGUGGCGCAGAAUGGAUACUUCCUGAACUAUCACAACAUUCAGGAGAUGUGCAUCUACAGCAAGAAACGGACGCGCUAUCGUAAUCGUUUUACGAAGUAAUUUCUUAUCCCUUCAAUAAAAGCAAAGAGUUGAAUUCCA
Molecule: messenger RNA, 1531 nt
Organism: Anopheles moucheti
Lineage: Eukaryota; Metazoa; Arthropoda; Insecta; Diptera; Culicidae
Exons: 2
Coding region: 83-1492 (469 amino acids)
Source: RefSeq, a predicted model, not a curated record